UUUUGUAUUCGAGACGAACGGACGUGGAAAGUGCGAUACACGGAAAGAGAGAAUAGAAAAUCAACAAUAAAAUUUAGUUAAUUAGUAAAUAAAUAAAUAAGAAAUACUGGAAUUCCUAAGGACUCAUGUACACAAGGUUUUCCAUUUAAACGAUUAUUUGAAAUUUAAAGCAAAGCCAAAUUUAAAGCGUCGCGUCGCGUUACACCAGACAUUACAGCAACAAAAAGCGAAAUAGUGAAGUAAAGCCAUGCAACAACAAGAAACCACAAAAUAAUACAUUACAGCUAUCGGUAAAAUUUUGAUUUAUAAAUGAAUUCAUACGCAGGGAAUUUCGUAUUUUCUCAGUGCAAGUGCAAGAGUGUGUGUGUAUAAAUAAAUACAAAUGCAGUGCUGCUCUAGUAAAAGAGAGAGUGAGAGAGAGAGAGGGAGACAAAUACAUGAGAACAUAAUUGGAUUAUUUCUAACAAAGAAAAAAAACAAUUGACUUCCAGUGUAUCAUGCAAGCAACAACAGCUUCCAAAUACGAGAGUCUGUGCCAAUAAAUUCAAAAUAUAUAUCACAAAUUGUUUUAUAUAGGUACAUCCAUAUAUAAAGCCGUUGUUUAUGUUAUAUCCAAGCAAACAGAGAAAAUUGUCAUAUUAAAAAUUUUAUAUAUCAGAUAUUUUUGUAAACCUUUUUUUUGUACAUUUUUCAUACCUCCAAAUCUUACGAGUUGUCCAAUAUCUAACCACCCUCACCCACCACCAUUUCAAUGGGUUCGUUAUAGUCUAGUGUCCAGUGUCGUGUGCGGAAAAUUUUAAUAACAAAACCACAAAAAAAAAAAGAGUAAAUUAAAUCGUCCUUGUGUCGGAUUGUUCUUAGCCCUGUUGUUGGUGUUGUCGCGUUAAGCCACAUAGGCACACAAACAGGCAACCAUACGCCCAAGGUGAUAAUGAGCCUGAAUGAACAUAGUGGACCCGGUCCCCCGACAAACACGACGAUCCUACAGGCCUCCAACAAUAUAUUAAGCAGCGACUGCACCAGUCAAUCCGCCAACAUGGAUCAAGUGGACUCCUCUGGUGGUUUGCCGUUUACAUGGCCAAGUCCUGGUCAAGCAUAUAAGGGCUCCCAUGCCGUCGCCGCCAAUCCUACUUCUACCAUUAAUGGGGUUACCGGCCCAGUUGACAGUGGUGCGGAAUCAUCAUUGCCACCCCCGCCGCCGGUUAGUCGUACCAUAUCGUCGGAUCGAUUGGUCACUGGCAGCUCGUGCCGCGCUCUCCGCACCGCCGUUUCAGCUCUAUAUUCCGUCGACGAUUUUGUCAAGGAAAAAAUUGGCUCUGGAUUUUUCUCGGAGGUUUACAAGGUCACACAUCGGACAACUGGCCAGGUGAUGGUGCUGAAAAUGAAUCAGUUGCGUGCCAAUCGACCAAAUAUGCUGAGAGAAGUCCAGUUGCUGAAUAAGCUGUCCCAUGCAAAUAUAUUGAGCUUUAUGGGCGUUUGUGUACAAGAAGGCCAACUGCAUGCACUAACUGAGUACAUAAACGGUGGGUCGCUGGAGCAACUGUUGGCCAACAAGGAGGUGGUGCUAAGUGCCACGCAGAAAAUAAGACUGGCGCUGGGUAUAGCGCGCGGCAUGGCUUAUGUACAUGAUUCCGGCAUCUUUCAUAGAGAUCUGACGAGCAAGAAUGUUUUGAUUCGCAACCUGGCCAAUGAUCAAUACGAUGCUGUUGUCGGUGAUUUUGGUUUAGCAGCAAAAAUACCUGUUAAAACGGCCAAGUCUCGAUUGGAAACUGUUGGUUCGCCGUAUUGGGUCAGUCCUGAGUGCCUAAAGGGUCAAUGGUACGAUCAGACCAGUGAUGUUUUCUCCUUUGGCAUUAUCCAGUGUGAGAUUAUAGCACGCAUUGAGGCCGAUCCGGAUUUGAUGCCACGUACACCGUCAUUUGGUCUAGACUAUCUGGCAUUUGUUGAGCUGUGUCCCAUGGACACGCCUCCCGUCUUCCUGAGAUUUGCUUUUUACUGUUGCCUGUAUGACCCGAAAAGUCGGCCCACUUUUCAUGAUGCUUCAAAGAAAUUGGCCUUGCUGCUGGAGAAGUAUGAACACGAAUCGCCGAUGGGUACCAGUCCAUUGAGCUCUCUCGAACUGAUCAAUUCAUCGCCGGGCGGCAGCGAUACGGAAAACAUCAUAGCAGCAACGACUAGCACUCCACCAGCUCCACCAGUUUUUGGCAUAAUCUCCACUGCACCGGCUGGCGUGCUGACUCCUCGGCACCUGUGCGAAGUGGACGAGAACGGAUUUCGUUUUCCCAAUUCAAAUUCAAAUGCCAAUAAACCGAUUAAGUCGGCAUCAGCAGCCUUGCCGGGAACCCCCAAUGGAUCGGCGGGCAGCAACGAAUUCAACGAUUAUGUGCUUAAGAGUCGAGUGCGUCGUGCCACCCAGAAGCUGGAGGCUGAGAUUCUGCUCCAUCGCAGGUCGCUGAGCGAGAUCAUACACUUUCCAUUGCACACGACACCCAGUGACAAGGCACGUUGCCACCAGAUGCAAAGGCAACGCUCCUCCACGCACUCGCCAACACCACCUAGGCAAUUGACCAGUUGCGACUCGAAGAUUGCUUCCGGCCAUCAGCUGGCAGCCGCGGCAGUCCCCGAACCACCUCCGCCCCCGCCUCCUGUUUCAGCUGUGCUGACGCUACGCAAAGUGGGCGAGACGAUGUGCCUGAAGGAUCCGGAAUACAAGCCAACAACGACAAAAGAUCACAACGGGUCCAAGCCAAAUCCAUUUACGGCUUUGGCCCAGUUGCGCGGAGUCAAAAAGUUACGCGGAGUCAACCCCAAGACAUAUGCGGCGGGUGUUGGCGAUCUGUUUAGCUCGUGCUUUGAAUUGAGCGCACCGUUUUUCAAGGAGCUAGUGGCCAUGCAGAAUAAGGCGGCGACUCAGACUUGCGAGACGGAUAAGAAGGCGGCAGCAGCCCCCACAGCCAGUGAACCAAAGAGCAUGCCCGUCUCGCCACAACUAACACGCAAAUACAGCGCCAUUGAGUUGAAGCUACCCCAAAGGGUCAGCACAAUCGUGCCUCCCGCCGACGAGGAAGAAUGCGAUGAAUGCACCUCAGAUGCCGAAGACCCGGACCCCGAUGGAGGCGGCAACUGCGCUGAUGCUGAGUCGAGCAGUGACGACAGUGCCGUCCGGCCUUCCACUGUGCCAACGGCUCGAAAAUACCGCGCAAACUCCUUGUACUUUCAUCCCCUGUAUCGUGGAAACAGCGGGGCCAGUGUGAAGAGCACUUCCAGUGAGCUAGUGGACAGUCCGUCGCUGCUUAAAGCCAGUGCCUCAACUGUUACUCUAACAGCCAUCACAGCAAACUCAUCGGCAGCUGACAGAGAAGUGAAGAAAUCGUGUGAGGAGGAGGAUAAAUCCAAAGAACAACUCGGUAGUAGUCCCUCUGCAAUGACCAUAGUGUCACCAACACCCACGACCACAUCGGUCUGCUCAGCACAAUUGGAGGAAACGCCUGUUUCGAGUUCCCGCUUCACCGAUCUGGAAUUGGAGCUGUUGAACUGCUUUGGACUCGACGAAUUAAAAAACUCUUGUGAGCAGCUAGCGAUUAAAACGAACCUAACACGACGCGAUUCCAUUGAGAGUGGUUUUUUCUCCUGUUUCAACGAGGAGUCGGAUGCGGCAAUCACACAAACAAGCUACAGCCGACAGCUUGGCUCGUUGGGCAUCGGUUGCGGUGGUGGAACAAGCAGCAAUAACUGCUGCUACGAGCAACUGAAGGCUCAACUAAGCCUCGAUCCUGGUGCGGGAACAGGCGGCGGACCGGUCAACAAUGCUAGUGAACUCAACGAUAAAUUGGCAAGUUUGUGUCGUUGCUGCUAUUAUGCAACUUCCACUUCAAAUGCUGCAGUCACUGCGGCAGCUUCCCAGCAGCAACAACGUCUUAAUGACACCUCCUCGACGGCAUCGUCGUCGGUGCUCCUUAUUGAGAAUGAUGCCGGCAUAAUGGGCGGGAAUACAUCGUCCUCUACUGGACUGGACUCAAUGGACGAUUUGGAUGCGGAAUUCGUUGGCUCGAGGACACACCAACGGCGCUAUACGUGCCACCAUGCCCUACUCAAUGCCAAUGCCAACGAUCCUCAGAUGUCGGCCACCGCAGGACUCAUCAAUCGUCUGGCGCUGGACUCGGAGAUUCAUCCACUGAUACAUCGCCACCCGUUUGCCACAAAUCAAUUGCUCUACUGCAAGAAUCGCACCUCGUCCAUAUACACAGACAGUUCGGAUGACAUUAGUAGUCUGGCAGGCUCCGAAUCCCUGCUGUGGGAUGACCGCUCCUUCACGGCAUUGCCCAGUACACGGUCCGCGCAAAUAGCUAAGAUUGUCGAGUACUUCGAGCGUAAACGGCAGGACUCUUCGCCACCUUUAAUGCAUCUGCAUCACAGGAAUGGUAAUGGAACUGUGGCCGCUGCUGUUGCCGCCUCCGCUCUGGGCUCCAACUAUCUAUCCUAUGAGCCUAGGCGAUAUUCCGACUUUAAAAGGCAUCUCAAUACGGACACUUUGUGCUUUGACCUGGACAAGAAACCAGCCCAGCAGCGAAUGAUGGUGUGUGAGGGUGCGGUUAAAUCCAAGCUUCCAAUAUUUGAUAAAAAGAAACAACAGCAGCAGCAACGCCAUCAAAUGAAUGGCAGCAGCCAGGGAGGCUAGUCAAACAAUUAACUACGAUUCUUUGUCAAUUCAAUUGGUACUUUUGAUCUUUUUUCCAACGCAUUUCGGCUCCGUUUAAUGAGAAUAUACAUUAUUUAUGAGAGGAAGGACAUUAUGAUUAAAACACUUUGUACGCCAACAAGUUGUCUUCCUUUGAACACAUUUAGUAUAUGUGCCCAGAGGGUAGAUGUGUGCAUAUGUGUGUGUGUAUGCAUAGGCGAGCAAAUGCAACAAAGCCAAAAUAUUCUACUAAGCCCCUCUGUUAUUUAAACUGUAUUUAUUGUUUCAGCAAUCACUAAUGUUUAUAUGUUUUGUCUAUUACUUAUAUAUAUACACACAUAUGGGUUAACAUUUCAUACACUCUGGUACGCUAAUUGUCAAUCUAAAUGCAAUACCAUUUUCCAAUAUUUCGUGCAAACAAAUUUUGAUUUUUAAAAUCUUAAUGGUCGCGAAAUGUAGUUACCCAUAUACAUAUCGUACUCGUUCCUAGUCCUUCAAAUUUAUAUUUAUACGAAAAAUUAGUUAUUACGCAUACAACAAAAAACCAACAAGAGAAACAAACCAAUCGAGAAAAGUAUUUAUUCUAAUUAUGAAACCUGUCGCUGGUAUACUCCAACACCUAAUGGCCGAGCUAUUCUUUAUAAGUACAUACAUACUAUAGAAAUUGUUUACCUUAUCGAUUUGUAAUUAUCUAUUUAUUAUUAAUUUUCUUUAAUACAUUGUAUGAAAUGCUUAUGUUUACAAAAACUGAUGCUUACACCUACAUGCAUACAUAUGGAUAGUUCAUUGCAAUACAUAUACAUAUAUAUAUAAAUAUACAUAUUAAAAUUAAAUUGUAAUUAGCAUUCGUAGUAGUCUAAGUUGUCAAAUUAUAUUAUAUAUUAAAUACAUUGUACACUUUUUCACCUGAUAA
This is a messenger RNA of Drosophila willistoni, 5591 nucleotides long. RefSeq lists its product as uncharacterized. Gene Ontology annotation, biological process: actin cytoskeleton organization; protein phosphorylation. Gene Ontology annotation, cellular component: nucleus; cytoplasm. The transcript has 8 exons. Bases 932 to 4678 code for a protein of 1248 amino acids. The record is from RefSeq and is a predicted model, not a curated record. Gene Ontology annotation, molecular function: protein serine/threonine kinase activity; ATP binding. Lineage: Eukaryota; Metazoa; Arthropoda; Insecta; Diptera; Drosophilidae.